UUUGCCAUGUCAACGCCACAGAAAACCAGAUGACAAAAACCUCAAACUUUUCCUGAAAAUUAUUUCCGCAUAUUUAUUAUUUCCCAAAAAAUUAUUUCUAAAAUCCCCAUUUUUUGUAGCCCCAUUUUGUCCAUAAAUCCCCCCUCAAACCACCAAAACUAAUAAAAUGUCUCGCCUGAAGGAGGCUGAAUCCUUUGAGAAGAACGAGUUUGAUGAGGACGAAGACGACGAGGUGAUUGGCGGACCAACGGUUCACACUUUGGACGGACAAGUUUUGGACGAGAAACCUGCACUCGCACCACCACCCCCACAAGAAAAUGAACAAGUUGAACAAUCCACAGAAGAAACUGCUCCCGUUUUCAAAAGGGUUGCGGAUGAAAACAUCAUUCUGGAUCCUGAACAACGACCGGAAUCUUUGGUCAAGAUUUUCAAGUACAUUGACGACAACGAGAACCGAUUCGUUCAGAAUUUGCGAGAAGCCGUUGGGAUUCAAUCGAUAUCUUCCUGGCCCACAGCACGGAUUGAAUGUUAUCGAAUGGUUCAAUUUGCAGCGGAUCGACUGAAAGAUUUAGGCUUUGAACUUGAAUUACGAAAAGUUGGAAGCAAACCACUCAAGGGCGCGGAUGAGGUGGCGCUCCCCCCUGUCAUCUUGGGAACACGGGGGAAUGAUCCCAAAAAGAAAACUGUUCUCAUUUAUGGCCACUUGGACGUUCAGCCGGCGGAGAGGAGCGACGGUUGGUACUGUGAACCAUUUUACUUGACGGAGGAAGGGAAUUGUCUGUAUGGAAGGGGAUCAUCAGAUGACAAAGGUCCAGUCAUGGGAUGGUUCCAUGCUAUCGAAGCAUAUGUCAAAAAUUCCAUUCGACUCCCCGUCAACUUGAAGAUCCUCUUGGAAUCGAUGGAAGAAUGCGGUUCGGAUGGACUCGACAAACUCUUGUUGCAACAAAAAGACGCAUUUCUAACCAAUGUUGACGUCGUUGUAAUGUCGGAUAAUUUUUGGCUGGGAAAAACUAAACCCUGUCUCACGUAUGGACUUCGUGGACUUUGCUACUUUUUCUGCGAGGUGGAAUGCGGAACGAAAGAUUUGCACAGCGGAGUUUAUGGGGGGACUGUCUACGAGGCAAUGCCCGAUUUGAUUUGGUUGAUGAGUCAAUUAUCCGCUGCGGAUGGGACAAUUUUGAUCCCUGGAAUUUUGGAUAAAGUUUGCCCAAUGUUACCCGAAGAAGAAGAACUGUACAAAAAUAUCGAUUUUGAUCUUGAAGAGUAUCAACAAGAUGCGGGAUUCCGAGCUUUAAGAUUUCCAGGGAAUAAGACCGCAACGCUAAUGAACCGAUGGCGAUUUCCUUCCCUUACAAUCCACGGAAUUCAAGGGGCAUUUGAUCGACCCGGUGCACGAGUUGUGAUUCCGCGUAAAGUCAUUGGGAAAUUUUCAAUUCGACUCGUACCAAAUCAAGACCCCGAAUCAAUUGAACAGUUGGUUAAAACUUUUAUCAAAGCGAAAUGGGAAGAAAGAGGAUCUCCAAAUAAAAUGCUGAUCUACAUGGCCGACGAGGGAUUGAAGCCAUGGUGUGCUAAUCCAUUUCACCCAUCGUUUAAAGCAGCACGACAAGCAAUUGGUUGGACGUAUUCUCAAAUCCCAGACAUGAUCCGAGAAGGAGGCAGCGUGGACAAAUUAAUGUCUUUUCAGGAAUCGACUGGGAAAAACAUUGUGCUUUUGCCAAUGGGCGCAAGCGACGAUCGUGCUCAUGCACCCAAUGAAAAAAUCAACAAAACUAAUUACAUCCAAGGGACAAAAGUAUUUGCUGCAUUUUUACAAGAAAUCGGAAAAUUGGAAAAGGCGGAUCUCUAAAUUUUAGCAAUUAUUUUUGAAAAUUUGUACCUCAAAAUUAGAACGUGUAAACUAUAAUUUAAAAUAAACACUAUAGAAAUACACAAUUUUCAAAGUUUUUAAUAGUCCACAUAGAAAAAUUUUAUA
Molecule: messenger RNA, 1975 nt
Organism: Folsomia candida
Lineage: Eukaryota; Metazoa; Arthropoda; Collembola; Entomobryomorpha; Isotomidae
Product: cytosolic non-specific dipeptidase
Exons: 9
Coding region: 167-1849 (560 amino acids)
Biological process (GO): proteolysis
Molecular function (GO): peptidase activity
Source: RefSeq, a predicted model, not a curated record